Molecule: messenger RNA, 7652 nt
Organism: Orcinus orca (killer whale)
Lineage: Eukaryota; Metazoa; Chordata; Mammalia; Artiodactyla; Delphinidae
Gene: KYAT3
Product: kynurenine aminotransferase 3
Exons: 15
Coding region: 5912-7342 (476 amino acids)
Biological process (GO): biosynthetic process
Cellular component (GO): cytoplasm; mitochondrion
Molecular function (GO): pyridoxal phosphate binding; L-kynurenine:2-oxoglutarate transaminase activity
Source: RefSeq, a predicted model, not a curated record
AAGAGGCCCAAUCUGUUGCUUUUGGAGCCCCCAGCCAGUACGGACAUUCUUCCGUCUUGCUGGCGCGCGGCUCCUCCGCUGCUACCUGAGGGCGCAGCCGGGCCGCUGGCUCCUUCCACACUGGGCUGCACACCCACCAUUACAAAGUUAACUCACGUGGGGCUGAAACCAAACUCGUGACAACUUAAACCGGACAGCCAGAUUCCUUCCCUCUGCAGAAAUUUGUAAUUAAUUACACGAAUCCCAUUUUCACAAAACAGCUUUUCAGCAAUUUCGGGAUCAUGUCUCCUAACUUAAGUCUUGUGCCGGCUCAGUAUGGCUGAUUUUUCCCAUUCUUGCUUCAGUGACAUGGCUUUGAGGCUUAUUCCCACUGUACUUCCCGCACCAGUACCUUGUUCACCUCCUAUAUGCCCUAUGUUGUAUCAGUAAGCCUUGUAAACAUUCUAGAAGUGGACCAACAGGUACAGCGUGAGGUGGAAAUAAACUUUCCUUGGGUCAGACUCUUAACCUGGGUUGUGCAUUCAUUAGCACUAGGCCUUUUUGCAGUCACCUCACAUUAAUCUUCCUUGAGCUUGCUGUUAACCUGAACAUCUGUACUUUGUGAAAUUCACUAAAUCUUUUCCUACCUCUCCUCCACAUAUGCAAAGUGGUUAUGAAUUGAUUAUCUGGGUUUAAGUCCAGAGUUUCAAACUUUUUACAGUUCAUCUUGACUGCUUUAUUCAUCUUUUAGCUCUGGAUUCUCCAACAAUCCAUCAGCCUUCUCAGCUUCAGGUCCCCUCAAGCUGUGCCACACAUAUCUUCUGUAUCUUCAUUUUAAACAGCCUACACCAAUGAUAAUAAAUAGUUUAAUUUUCUAUUGAUCAUGUGUAUAGGACUGUGGAGUUUAUCUUAUGUAUAAUAUGCCAUAAUCAGGUUUACUAGAUACCCUGAUUCACAAUUUCCUGAUUUUCUUCACAGAACACUGUUUUUAAGUAUAAAUGAAACAGUGAAAAUAUUGUUUAAAAUGAAAAGCCAUAUACCUUUUGAUUUUGUCCAACUUUUCAGUGACAUCCCAAUCUAUUCAUUUAGCUUCUCGGUGAAUAUGCAUAUGAAAUGUUAAUUGCUUUAGAAAAGUGCUGCUCAAAAAAUGUUUAUUUAAAGUACAGAAGAAAAAAAGCUUCAGGGGUUCUGAAUUUGUAUCUAUCAGCCUGCUUAGAUUUCUUUGGAGCCGAUAAUUCACUGGUGCCCUCACAGUUUCCUUUUGCAAUGAAAUUACCUAGUGAGAGAGUAAUGAGUGAGAAGAAAAAAGAUCUGGGCAUUGAGGAAUUCUGUCAUUUAAGUUUGGGAAAAUGAGAGAUUGUCAUAGGUCAAAAGCCAAGGGAAAAUGGUGUUUCUGGGAGGAGACAGGGCUUGACCAGCUGAUCUAAAGCUGCAGAGAGCUCAAGGAAAGUGAGAAUUGCAAAAUGUCCAGUGAAUUUAACAAUAUGAAUGUCAAAAUUGACUUGCGCAAGAGCUGCCUCUAUGGAAUGAUGGGUACAAAAAUCAGAUUGCACUGGGUUAGGGAGUAUAGAUUGAGGAAAGGGGACAGUUAAUAAAAUGAUAUGUUUUCAUUGGGUUGGCCAAAAAGUUCGGUUUUUUUCAAUAAGAUGGCUCUAGUAGCACUUGGUUGUCUUUAACUUCAUUCGAAACAAUUUUAUUAGAUUGUAUUGUGACAGCUUUCAAAUCAGCGUGCAUUUUUAAAAAACUUAUCAAAAUUGGUGAAUUUUUUUUUUUUUUUUUUUGCGGUACGCGGGCCUCUCACUGCUGUGGCCUCUCCCGUUGCGGAGCACAGGCUCUGGACGCGCAGGGUGAGCGGCCAUGGCUCACGAGCCUAGCCGCUCUGCGGCACGUGGGAUCUUCACGGACCGGGGCACGAACCUGUGUCCCCUGCAUCAGCAGGCGGACUCUCAACCACUGCGCCACCAGGGAAGCCCCCAAAAUUGGUGAAUUUUUGUAUAGCCAUUUUAAUAUUGACGAUGGAAGAAAAAAGCAAUAUUUUCGGCAUAUUAUGCUUUAUUAUUUCAAGAAAGGUAAAAACGCAACCUAAGCGCAAAAAAAGAUUUCUGCAGUGUAUGGAGAAGGUGCUGUGAGUGACUGAACGUGUCAAAAGUGUUUUGUGAAGUUUUGUGCUGGAGAUUUCUCGCUGGGUGACACUCCAUGGUUGGGUAGACCAGUUGAAGUUGAUAGUGAUCAAAUCGAGACAUUGAUUGACAACAAUCAACGUUAUACCACUUGGGAGAUAGCUGACAUACUCAAAAUAUCCAAAUCAAGCAUUGAAAAUCAUUUGCAUCAGCUUGGUUAUGUGAAUCACUUUGAUGUUUGGGUUCCACAUAAGUUAAGCGAAGAAAACCUUCUUGACCGUACUUCCGCAUGCAAUUCUCUACUUAAACGUAAUGAAAAUGUUACGUUUUUAAAACAAAUUGGGACAGGCGAUGAAAAGUGGAUACUGUACAAUAAUGUGGAAUGGAGGAGAUCAUGGGGCAAGGGAAAUGAACCACCAGCAACCACAUCAAAGGCUGGUCUUCGCCUAUAGAAGGUGAUCUUGUGUAUAUGGUGGGAUUGGAAGGGAGUCCUCUAUUAUGAGGUCCUUCCAGAAAACCAAACGAUUAAUUCCAACAAGUACUGCUCCCAAUUAGACCAACUGAAAGCAACAGUUGACAAAAAGCAUCCGGAAUUAGUCAAUAGAAAACGCAUGAUCUUCCAUCAGGAUAAUGCAAGACCACAUGUUUCUUUGAUGACCAGACAAAAACAGCUUGGCUGGGAAGUUCUGAUUCAUCUGCCAUAUUUACCAGACAUUGUACCUUUGGAUUUCCAUUUAUUUCGGUCUUUAUAAAAUUCUCUUAAUGGAAAAAAUUUUAAUUCCCUCGAAGACUGUAAAAGGCACCUGGAACAAUUCUUUGCUCAAAAAGAUAAAAAGUUUUGGGAAGAUGGAAUUAUGAAGUUGCCUGAAAAAUGGCAGAAGGUCGUGGAACAAAACAGUGAAUUCGUUGUUCAAUGAAGUUCUUGGUGAAAAUGAAUACUGUGUCUUUUAUUUUUACCUUAAACUUUUUGGCCAACCCAAUAACUAGAGGAGACUUGAGCAAGGAAAGCUGAAUAUGCCGAGGAGAGGGGUAAUAAUCAAUGGAGCAAAGUCUCUGUGGAGGGGAGAGGAAUGACAUCUAAGUCAUGGGAGGAGGGACUGUCCUUUUGUAGCAGGGUCACUUCCUUUAUUAUAGUAGGAAGAAAAAAGGAAUAUUUUUAGGUUUGUUUUUUUACACGUGGGUAGGUUGAAAGAAUUCGCGUCUGAUGGCUUCUGUUUUCUCUGUGAUAGAGAGCAAGGUCAUCUGCUUAGACUAAGGAGGGUUUUAUGUUAGAGGAGUGUGGGAAAAAUUUAAUCAUUUUGUACUAUGGGAGAGAAAUAUUGCCUAUUCUCUUAUGGCUUUUGGGUGGGCCCAAGAAUUAAACUGACAUAAUACAGAUUAACAGGAGAAAAGCACACAUUUAAUAAAAGUUCUGUGUGACACAGGAACUUUCACAAGGAAAUGAAGACCCAAAGAAGUAGCAAAACCAAGUGCUUUUAUGCUAGAUUGAACAAAGAGAGGCCAUUGUGGAAAAGUAACCAAAAAAUAUAGGGAGACUAAAGGAAGAUAAGAAUUAUUUUAACAAGGUCUGUUUGUACAGAAUUCUCUCAGCUUUAACUCCCUAAGAGUGUUUCUUUUUUCCCAGUAUAGGGCAGGUAUCUUUCACAUGGGAAUUUUAUCUCCUGUUUUCAGGAAGAAAGGGGGAGAUCAGAUCACUCUUCUUGCCUCGGCUGUUUUUCCAGUGCCUUUAGCUCACAAUAAUCCUUAGGCCAAAGUGGCAAUUUUGGGGGGAGUAUAUUCUCCCAUCCUGUACCUAUAAAAUAUAGUAGAAAUGCUGGAGAGUGUUGGGGGUCAAUUUGAGAUUAAUGACCAUAAUUUGUGGUGAAACCGAUCCUAUCCUGUGUGAUUUUCUCCAGCAGGCCACAGCUUCAUGGGCCAUAGGAAAAACAGACACUGUAAUUGAGUUCAUUCAGGGCCAGGGUUUUAUAGAUACCUAUCUAUAAAAGACAGACGGGGAGUUAGGGCAUUGUAAAGAACAUUAUUGAAGCAGUGGAACUGGCGUCUAAAUUGGAAAAUAAAGGAAGGUGAGGUCUGAUUGAGAAAAGGAGAGGCAGCCUCCUAGAGAUCUUGAUGAUAUUUAAGAAUAGUAAUCAUUGGAAUAAGUAAGCAAAUUGGAAGGAUAGGUAGUUUAUGGUCAAAGAUCAGAAUACUUCAAUUAAUUGUUUUGGAAUUAGACCAGAUUGAGGUAAUGGCAAGGUGCAGGGUGUGACUAUAGGAGAGAGUGCCUAGGGUGGGAUGGAAGAGAAUAGUGAUGGGCACAGGGAUGUCAGUUGUUGGAUGGACCAUCUCUGAAGACAUGGGAAUUACCUGGGAUGAUCACAGUACUUAGAGUUGAGAAGAAAACUGUGUGCCUAAUGACAAAAUCUCUAAUGAAUGACAAGGAGUUAUCAGCAGGCCAGAAGAUAAUAUCAUUGAAGCAGAUGACGGAAGUAGUAGUCUGGUAAUGGUAAAAUAGACGGUAAGAAAGAGAUAAGUGAGGCAUAUACAAGCAAAAGCUGACACUGAGGCAUAUAGGAGUGGUAUCUUCAGGGAGCAAUAAGGUUUCAGUUCAAGCUAGGAGGUACAAGGAACACUCUGAAACCAUAAAGAUGUAAUGGGAUUCGCUGAGAAUGGUGCAGCCGUUCCGAAAGACACAGUAGAAAGUUUGGAAAGUGGAAGAGAAAUGAAGGGCUGGGUCAGUUUCCAGGCAAUACUUUGCAUUAUGGUGGUAAUGUGCUGCAGAAAACAGGGAAGAAGAGGUGGGAAUCAGGCUUUGGGAUUUCCAGAUGAAAACAGGUAGAUUUAGUGUCAACUUCCAAAGGGGAAUGGGUAUUGAGGUGUGGUGGCCAGAGGGUGUGGCUCACCCAACCUGGGGGGAAUCUCCCAAGACCUGCAGCCUGAGGUCACACACAACCAGCCACUGACGUACAGUACUUUCUGAGAUUACCUUGAAACCAAGGAUUCAUUUAUUCAUCUGUUUUGAAGUAUGGGGAAACUAAGGCCCACCAAAGGUCAGGGAAUUGUCCCAGGAUAGAAACCUUUUUUUAAUAUCAAAAAUAAGGGUUAGAAUCCAGGUAUCCUGACUCCUAGUCCUGUUUGCUCCCCUCCCAGCUCCCCAACCCCAUUUAUCUGAAGAAGGUAGAAGAGGUUUCUCUCACUUUUCUACUUGCAAGAAAGAAUUUUACUUAUACUUUCCUUAAUAACAAAUAAAUUAGGUUGAAUUUAAAUAAAUGGGCAUUUUUUUUCUGAAAAAUAUAUUGUCCUAAAUCAAAUAACUCUAUGAUACUGAAUGAAGAUUGUUCAACAUAGUCACUGUUGUUUGGUAAUACCUUUCCUCAGAACUAGCCCUACUGCCUAAUCCAAUUAAUAUUUUAUUCCUGAACAGAACUAUUAAUGACCAAAGAAUAGGCAUUUCUUGAUUUAAGAAAACCUGCUCUUUGACUUGAAAGACGUAAAACAUAAGAGGUAAUUAUUUACUUUACAAAGGAAUCAAUAUUUCGUAAAAGGACUCAUUAUAAAUAGUUCACUUAAAUCAUUAAUUUAUAAUGUGAUUUUAUGUAUUCAUUCAGUCAUUUGACACAUUUAUUUAUCACGUGCCUCCUAUGUGCCAGAGAAGACAGUGGUGAACUAAACGCACCAGGACCCCCUGUUCAUGGCGCUUACAUUAAAUUAUCAAAUGAAUGAGUGAGUGGUCAGCCAAACAAACAGAAAGUGCUUUGCAGAGAAUUAACCUAAGCUGAUGUGAUGUAGAAUGGCUAAGAGGCUGUCAUUUAAGCUGAAUUUUAUUGACAAGCAUGUUUUUGGCCCGGGCGAGACUGUGCACCCUUGGCAGUAGACCUAAAUUCCUGAAGACAAUUUGUGCUUCAAAAAUACUUGGACUCUCUACUUCUGCUGCCACACUACCCAGAAAUUUGGUCAAACACCAGUCUAGAUUGUUCUGUGAAGAUAUUUUUCAGAAAAUGUCUUUGAAAUUCAAAAAUGCAAAACGAAUUGAAGGCCUUGAUAGCAAUGUGUGGAUUGAAUUUACCAAGUUGGCUGCAGACCCCUCUGUUGUGAAUCUUGGCCAAGGCCUUCCAGAUAUAUCCCCUCCUGUAUAUGUAAAGGAAGAAUUAUCAAAGAUUGCAGCAAUUGAUAGUCUGAAUCAGUACACACGGGGCUUUGGUCAUCCAUCACUUGUGAAAGCUCUGUCCUGCCUCUAUGAAAAGUUUUAUCAAAAUCAAAUAAAUCCAAAUAAAGAAAUCCUUGUGACAGUAGGAGCAUAUGGAUCUCUUUUUAAUGCCAUUCAAGGAUUAAUUGAUGAGGGAGAUGAAGUCAUAGUGAUAGUGCCUUUCUAUGACUGCUAUGAGCCCAUGGUGAGAAUGGCUGGAGCAAUACCUGUUUUUAUUCCCCUGAGAUCUAAACUUGUUGAUGGGAAAAAAUGGUCUAGUUCUGACUGGACAUUAGAUCCUCAAGAACUGGCAAGCAAAUUUAAUUCCAAAACCAAAGCUAUAAUACUAAAUACUCCGCAUAACCCCCUUGGCAAGGUGUAUACCAAAGAGGAACUCCAAGUAAUUGCUGACCUUUGCAUCAAAUAUGACACACUCUGCAUCAGUGAUGAGGUUUAUGAAUGGCUUGUGUAUACUGGAAAUAAGCAUUUUAAAAUAGCCACUUUUCCAGGUAUGUGGGAGAGAACAAUAACGAUAGGAAGUGCUGGAAAGACUUUCAGUGUCACUGGCUGGAAGCUUGGCUGGUCCAUUGGUCCUAAACAUUUGAUAAAACAUUUACAGACAGUUCAACAAAAUACCGUUUAUACUUGUGCGACUCCUUUACAGGAAGCUUUGGCUCAAGCUCUUUGGAUUGACAUCAAGCGCAUGGAUGACCCAGAAUGCUACUUUAAUUCUUUGCCAAAAGAGUUAGAAGUGAAAAGAAAUCGCAUGGUACAUUUACUUGAAAGUGUUGGCCUAAAACCCAUAGUUCCUGAUGGGGGAUACUUCAUCAUUGCUGAUGUGUCUUUGCUAGAUACAGACCUUUCUGAUAUGAAGAACAGCAAUGAACCUUAUGACUAUAAAUUUGUAAAAUGGAUGACUAAAAAUAAGAAAUUGUCAGCCAUCCCAGUUUCAGCAUUCUGUAAUGCAGAGACCAAAUUACAGUUUGAGAAAUUUGUGCGAUUUUGCUUCAUUAAAAAAGACAGUACACUGGAUGCUGCUGAAGAAAUCAUCAAGGCAUGGAGUAGACAGAAGUUUUGAUACAUGCAAACUGCAUUGUUUCUAUUAAAUGACCUAGUAUGGAAUUAUUUAGUACUGCUACUUGCUGGGUAUUGAAAAAAAAAUUUCAGUACAAAUGAAAUUUAAAGGACUAUUUCUAUUGUUAAUCCCACUCCUGACAAUAUUCAGGAGAUCUGAUUUUUUUUUCAGCUGAAAUGUAUUAAAACACCUUUUAGACCAUUUUAUGAGUCAGUAUAGUGCAGUGGUAAGAACUGUGAGAUGCUGGUUGAUGCUUAACCUCUCUGCGCUUCAGUUUCCUCAUAAAAGGGGAAUAAAAAUAGCACCUACUUUA